Messenger RNA from Spinacia oleracea (spinach), 2293 nucleotides. Its product is annotated as monocopper oxidase-like protein SKU5. Gene Ontology annotation, cellular component: plasma membrane. The transcript is spliced from 9 exons. Gene Ontology annotation, molecular function: oxidoreductase activity; copper ion binding. The coding region runs from base 316 to 2115 and encodes 599 amino acids. The record is from RefSeq and is a predicted model, not a curated record. Lineage: Eukaryota; Viridiplantae; Streptophyta; Magnoliopsida; Caryophyllales; Amaranthaceae.
CUCAAAGUUCAAAAGCAAGAUUCUAACAUGUCGAACUAAUUCAAAAAGCCGCUAAUCAAUGAUCAUCAUCAUCUCUGUUCAAUUCCCACCCUUUAAAUCGCAAGGGCCCCAUUUCUCGAAAUCCCAGAAAAAAACUGGGACCCAUUUGCUGACAAGGAAGAAGACUCCUUUGCUGUGUUUCCAUGGCCACUUUCCAUGUCAAUGUUCUCUGCAUCUCAUCACUCAACUUUCCCCCCUCUUUAUCCUCCGUUUUCUCUCUCCUCUUCCUCUUGAAUCUGCCAUAGUAGAGAAAGUAAAAGUAAAAGAGGAGAGAGAAUGCCCAGUUGUGCUAAAUUAUGGGGUAUUAAUUUGGCAAUUCAGUUGAUAUGGUUGCUUAGAUCCUGCCAUGGUGAAGACCCAUAUGUGUUUUAUGAUUGGAGAGUUUCGUAUGCUACUGCCUCCCCUCUUGGAACUAAACAGCAGGUUAUUGCUGUCAAUGGGCAAUUUCCAGGUCCAGUUCUUAAUGUUACAACUAACUGGAAUGUUGUCAUUAAUGUUAGGAAUGAUCUUGAUGAGCCACUGCUUCUAACUUGGGCUGGUGUACAACAGAGGAAGAAUUCUUGGCAGGAUGGUGUAUCAGGGACAAACUGUGCUAUCCCUGCUGGUUGGAACUGGACAUAUGAUUUUCAAGUUAAAGAUCAGAUUGGGAGUUUCUAUUACUUCCCAUCCCUCAAUUUUCAGAGAGCUGCUGGUGGGUAUGGAGGAAUAACGAUAAAUAACAGGAAAAUUAUCCCGAUACCUUUUGGUAACCCUGAUGGAGACAUCACUCUUUUGAUCAGUGAUUGGUAUAUAAAGAGUCAUAAGGAACUUCGAAAGAAGCUUGAAGAAGGACAUGAUCUUGGUGCUCCUGAUGGUGUGCUUUUCAACGGAUUAGGUCCUUAUCGCUAUGAUGCAAAUGUUGUUCCUGAAAAUGUUAAUUGUCUAUUAGUAAAUGUCGAACCAGGAAAGACUUACCGUGUACGAGUGUCAAAUGUUGGUAUCUCUACCAGCUUAAAUUUCAGAAUCCAGAAUCACAAUCUAAUUCUUGUUGAGACUGAAGGGUCAUAUACUGUUCAGCAGAAAUAUACAGACUUGGAUAUUCAUGUUGGUCAAUCUUACUCAUUCUUAGUCACCAUGGAUCAAGAUGCGAGCACUGACUACUACAUUGUUGCCAGUCCUCGGUUUUUGAACUCUUCUUCCGGGGGUAGUGCUGCUGGUGUUGCUGUCUUGCAUUACUCCAAUUCUCAGGGACCUGUUUCAGGUCCACUUCCAGUUCCUCCAAACGAUCUAGACCCAUCUUACUCUAUGAAUCAAGCAAAAUCCAUAAGGUGGAAUUUGACUGCAAGUGCUGCCCGUCCGAACCCUCAGGGGUCUUUCAGAUAUGGCCAAAUCGCAGUCACGGAUGUUUAUGUGCUUGUUAGUAGACCUGCAGAGCUAAUUGAUGGAAAGUGGCAUGCAACUCUCAAUGGGUUAUCCUACUUUACACCUUCAACACCUUUAAAACUUGCACAUCUGUAUAGUGUACCGGGAGUGUACAAGGUUGAUUUCCCGAGCCGACCAAUGAACCGACCUUCAAGGGUUGACACUUCGAUAAUAAAUGCAACUUACAGAGGUUUCGUGGAGAUUAUACUUCAAAAUGUUGGUACAACUGUUCAAACUUAUCAUUUAGAUGGAUAUGCCUUCUUUGUUGUUGGCAUGGAUUACGGGAUGUGGACAGAGAAUAGCAGGUCCACCUACAACAAAGAUGAUGCAGUGGCUCGUUGCACUACUCAGGUCUAUCCCGGAGCAUGGACUGCCAUUAUGGUUUCACUUGACAAUUCCGGCAUUUGGAAUCUCCGGGCUGAAAACUUGAACUCUUGGUAUCUAGGACAGGAAGUUUAUCUAAGUGUUCUGAAUUCUGAAAAGGACAGUUCAGAGGUUCGUUUGCCAGAUAACACAAUCUAUUGCGGCUUACUAGCAUCAUUACAGAGGGAUCAAUCUCAGAGGAUAGACUUUUCAGGGAUGCAGCAACUUCCUUGCAUAAGCAGUAAAACGCUGGUUGCUUUAGCUGUUACAUUUUUGUCUCUAAUUCUGAAUUCUGAUAGCAUAUUUUUUUAGCCAAACAUGGGCAUUCACUUUUCACCAUCAAAUGAAGAAGUGUGCCAAAGGCGCCUUCACCAGAGCUCAAUUCAAGUGAGGAUCUGAGAUUGAGAACAAGUAUAAUUCAUGUACUAACAGUAAGGUUACCGUUUUUGUCUCCGCCCCAGUAAUCUAGUAUCCAUUUUUAUCCUUCUAA